AUGGACAACACUCAGCGGCAGGAAACAUUCGGAAAGCUGCGUGAGCCAUGCGUCGAACUCAGCUCUAUAGGCCUCAAAUUCCGCGGAAAUCAAGCCACAGCAGUGGAGGUGUUCCAAGCCGUCGAACCGGUACACAAGGUUUUAAAGCAACUGGCUGCAAAGAAUGCCCUCGACGAAAAAUUAGCAGAAUACGCGUUCUUCCCGCUCACCCACAUAUUCAACGAUACGAACAGGUUAUCUGCACGAUGUCUGGAAUCCGCAGUGAAUUGUUUGCAGAUCUUGGUGGCCAAUGGUUGGCAGCAACGCCUGUCUCCAGCACUAGGCAAGCAGUUGAUCAUACUGCUAACGCUUAUAAUUGGAGGUUCGCCAAACCAAGGUGAUGGGAAGGAGCCUCUAAAACCAGAAGCAUCAGAAGAAUUGGCCGUUGCCGGGUUUGAUUCUCUGAGGACGAUAUUCAAUGUGUUGGAGGGUCCGGUGGCGGAGGAGACGAUUUUCCAUGAAAUCGGUACAGCUACGGUUGUUGAUCAGACGGUUUAUAUAUUACUCGAAGGUCUGGUUGAUGAGAGAUCGGAUGAGGUCUGCUUGGCAGCUGCCAAAGCCCUGCAAGCUCUUUAUGCUCGCAUUACGGAUCGCGUUGUGCUGGCCAGUAUUAUGCCACGUACUGUUUCAGCACUGACGAAAGUACUCAAGCCAACCACACAAGCCCGGCGAUCGUACAAGCUGCUCCAGACAUGCCUUGACAUUUUUACCGAAUUGGUUCGGGCCGUGCUGAAUGACUGUGUUGCCACCGCCACAAAAAGCGUCGUCUCAAUUCCGCCAGAGGAUGAUAAGCUGGUUCUAGAUGACUCUUGGUUGAAGGCAACGACGACACAAAUCAAACUGGCAUUAGCCAAUGUCAUUCAAGUUCGACGUCAUGAACGUCCCGAAGUACAGGACGCUUUAUUGAAUCUCUGCUUGAUGGUCAUUGAGGAGUGCCAGGCCACCCUUGACGACGCCAUGUCCUUGAUGGUGCAAACUGUUGUCGUUCUGGCGGAUCAGGAAGACCAGACACCCAAUAAAGCAUUCACGACGCUGGUCCACCUGGCCACGGUCUAUCCACCUGUGCUCGAGUCCCUCAAAGAAUCACUCCACACAUGGCUAACCUCUUUCCCCCGGAUCAUGCACAGCAACGAUGAAACAGCGAAACAAUGGGGAGUUCGACAAAUCUCAACAGCCUUUCAAGUCUUAUCUCAGGUUCAAUCAGGAUCAGACUUGCUCUCCAGUAGCCUUGCUUCUGGGUUAUGCGAUAGUGUUGGAGCGGCGAUCAAGGGCAACGAUGCUCUACAAUCUCUGGCGUCGCCGGGUGAUCUCAACCUUGCGGUGCUUCAAUUGAGUAACGAAACUAAAAGUUUCCCACCUGUAGUGAUGGGGCACACGAGCCAGCAGCAAACAUUGAAAGACCUACGCUCGAUGAUCAUCAGGCUCAACAGUUCGGGGUCUGGAAACGAUAUAACACGGGCAAUCGUCAGUCGCGUGCAUGCUUUAUCUGAUGAAUCCAUCAUUGCUCCAUUCUGGCUGUCCUUGACAUUCCUGAGAGACAAUUCGCACUUUUCCGCUGGAUUUGACGACUUUGUCUCUCUCGACCAUGUGGAGCAGCCACUCUCACUGUCUGCACGCUCUAGUAUGAUAGAAGAGCUGUAUUACACCUCUUUAACCAUAUUGAACGAACAGUCAGCCGGCGCAUCUCAAGACUGGCGUAUAUCAGCGCUAGCACUCGAGGCCAUUGCCCUUCAGGCACAGCAACUCGGCGAAGCAUUCCGGCCUGAGCUCAUGGAUGCUUUAUAUCCAACACUGCAACUGCUCGCAUCCAGCAACUCCAGUCUCCAACGGCAUGCCAUGACUUGCUUGAAUGUUUUGACGACUGCGUGCAACUAUGCAGACACAAGUUCAAUGAUCAUCGAGAAUGUGGAUUAUCUGGUUAACUCGGUAGCCCUCAAACUUAAUACGUUUGAUGUGUCUCCGUACCCUCCACAGGUUCUGUUCAUGAUGGUCAAACUGUGUGGUGGGCGACUUGUUCCGUACCUGGACGACCUGGUUGACUCAAUAUUCGGAAUCCUGGAUCUCUAUCAUGGCUAUCCAAAGCUUGUGGAGAUGAUGUUCAAGACAUUGGGCAGCAUAGUUGAAGAGGGGGCCAAGAAGAAGUCCCUGUUGACUAUCGAUGACGGCAGAGAUAGCAACCCUCACAGUCGUCGCAAGCCGUUGUACCAGCAGCUGUCUAUCUCUACUAUUGCCAAUGACAUUGCCGACAGGAAGGCCAGGCGCGCGAAGCACGCUAAAGAAGAGCUGGCCGACUCCGAAGGCAAAGUUUCACAUCCAAAGCAGCCCUGGUCCGAAACCUACAAACAACCACCGAAAGAGCCAGAGUCUGUGGAAGAGCUUCUGCAGCAAGCUGAGUCCGACGAACCAUUACCACCACCAAAAGAGCCUGAAGACAGCGAAAAGCCACUGAGCAAAACACACAACCUCCUUCUCCACAUCGUCAAAUCGAUCCCCUCCCACCUCUCCUCCCCAUCGCCUUACCUCCGACGCUCUCUCCUCUCAAUGCUCAUCGACGUGCUCCCUGUCCUGGCACAAAACGAAAACAGCUUCUUGCCUCUCAUCAACGACCUCUGGAACUCGGUCGCCACCCGAAUCAUCUUCCCUUCAUCAUUGACGAACGACUCCUCUUCAAAGACUCUCAUCCCGCGCACUUCGGCCACCGACAACACAUCACAGCCUGGCCAGCACGACAUCCAAGAAGAAACAUUCGUCAUCGCUGCGGCAUGCUCGGCCAUUGAAGCAAUGGCCAAAGGCGCAGGUGAUUUCAUGGCCUCGCGCAUUGAACCCGAGUUCCCGCGCUGGGAGCGUCUGUACCGACGCGUGUGGGAGAAAGUGCGCCGGGAUGCCGAAGCGGCCAAUGAGCGGCGGGUACGGCAUCAGAAGCAGCAGCAGCGCAGCGGUACACAGCCCUCAUCUACCGAGACUAAUCUAGAAUUGAACACGGCGCUGCUAUCAUCCCUCUCCCUCGCUCCCGCAAGCGCAAGUCGCGGAACAACGGGUCCCCGAGCCUUCACAUCGCAUCAUACCCUAUGGCGCGCAUUACUGUCACUAUUCAUAACAGUCCUCGCAUACGUCCGUCUUCCCGUCGCGGUGGGCGAUCAGAUCUGCGAGUUUGUAGUUUCGUGGAUUGUGCUGUUUGCCGGAGCAGAGUAUUACUUCGAUUCCACGCGGCGGGGUCGGCAGACUGCUGGGUCUGAGGAUCCUGUGCUUCUCCAGUCUGUGGAGGGUGCCAUUCAAACAAUGGAGGCCUGGAAUGCGGAUUUGACAUGGGUUCUGUUUGUGCAGCAUCGCUGUAAACAGCGCGGUGGAGGGACGCAGGAUCCGGUGUCCGUGGGAAGUGGUGAGAGCCAUGGGCUUUCGGUGGAGGUUUAUGGAGAGAAGGUUUCAUAUGCCGUCGUGGUGUUUUAG
Molecule: messenger RNA, 3486 nt
Organism: Penicillium riverlandense
Lineage: Eukaryota; Fungi; Ascomycota; Eurotiomycetes; Eurotiales; Aspergillaceae
Exons: 2
Coding region: 1-3486 (1161 amino acids)
Biological process (GO): chromatin remodeling
Cellular component (GO): cytoplasm
Source: RefSeq, a predicted model, not a curated record